AGGCCCAUUUGCUCUUCUUUUUCUCAAGGAUCAACUGCAUCACAUCUACGGAAUUUCAUACCCACACGAAAUCCUGGAUACAAGGACAUCAUGGAUCCUACCCCUGGAGUAAUUGUCUUACCCGAGCAACAUACUUGUCUUGGUCCAGCAGAGAAAUUGAAGAACAAAAGCUUCUGCAUCCGUAACAAUAAGCCCUGUCUAUAUGAAAUACAAACUGACGAACUAUUCAGAGAUGAAAAAUUUCGGAUAGCAAAACGUAUUUUACCUUUCAAGGCCGUCGAGAGCAGGAAAGAAAAGGUAUUGAUACUGCUUGGAGCCACUGGAGCAGGCAAAAGUACCUUGGUGAAUGCCAUUUUGAAUCACUUCUAUGGCGUGGAGUGGGAGGAUCCGUUUCGACUGGUCUUGAUUCGCGAUGAUGAAAACGAAGACCUCCUCAAGUCACAGAGUCAGACGUCCUGGAUCACAGCCUACACCUUGCCCUGGCAACAGGGAUGUCAAGCACCAUACCAUUUGACCAUAGUUGAUACGCCGGGAUUUGGGGACACUAAGGGAUUAAUGGGAGACAAGAGCAUCAUAACCCAACUCCAGAAGUUUUUCUCGGAUGCACCACCACAAGGCAUGGACCAUCUCGAUGGGAUCGGCUUCGUCCUUCAGACUUCCAACGCCAGAUUGACUCCGACAGAGAAAUACAUUUUUGAUUCUGUUUUUUCUGCUUUUGGGAAGGACAUCAUCAACAAUAUUUAUGUCUUAAUCACAUUUGCCGACAACAAUACCCCACCUGCUUUAGAAGCUCUAAAAGUGGGAGAAAUACCUUAUGUAGAUUACUUUCCCUUCAACAAUUCGGCAUUGUUUGCACUCGAAGAAGGAACUGAUGAGGAAUAUGAGGAUCUUGGAAUAAAGAAGACGUUUUGGACAUUGGGGAAAAGAAAUUUCUCCAACUUUUUCAGGAAAUUCCAAAAAUCUCAGUCAAUAAGUCUCCAGCUCAGCAAAGAAGUUAUGAAGGAGAGAGAUGCCCUUGGAGCAAUGAUUCAAGGACUCCAGAGUCGCAUCGAAAUGGGCCGUUGCAUGAUUUGUCCUUCUAAAUGCCAUUGGAAGAAGCAUGUCAACAGUCCAUAUCGACUGGUACCAUACAUUGUGAUUGAAACGAGGACACUAGAGGAUCUGAGGCAAUCCUAUGAAGAAGCCUCAAAAGGACGACUUGAUUCAGAAUCGAUCAUCAGUGAUCUAAAAGGGCGACUGAAGGAAUGUCGACAUGAGAUCUUGAACCUAACAUCUCAAAGAGAAGACAUUGGGAGUGAUAAGGCUCACACGGGCGCCGAAGCAGCCGGAACAGUGCCAAGAACAACUUGCAUGACCAAGAAAGAUCACAACUCUUCCCAUUCUACGGUUCGCCAUAUCAUCCCUUGCAUUGGCCUUAGCUUCAUGACUUUAAGGCUUCGUUCGGGGACAUGA
Messenger RNA from Darwinula stevensoni, 1452 nucleotides. Lineage: Eukaryota; Metazoa; Arthropoda; Ostracoda; Podocopida; Darwinulidae. The record is from the annotation of a GenBank genome assembly.